This is a messenger RNA of Cynara cardunculus var. scolymus (artichoke), 1787 nucleotides long. Its product is annotated as peptidyl-prolyl cis-trans isomerase FKBP53. Lineage: Eukaryota; Viridiplantae; Streptophyta; Magnoliopsida; Asterales; Asteraceae. The transcript has 11 exons. The coding region runs from base 70 to 1497 and encodes 475 amino acids. The record is from RefSeq and is a predicted model, not a curated record. Gene Ontology annotation, molecular function: peptidyl-prolyl cis-trans isomerase activity.
GUUCAUUACCACUCUCCUUUAGGGUUUAAGCCGAGACCAAUUUUCAAUCUCGUUUUUGCGACCUGAAUAAUGGCUUUUUGGGGAAUUGAGAUAAAGCCCGGUAAACCAUACCUUCAUCAGUACGAUGAUGAAAGAGGAAGGCUGCAUCUUUCGCAGGCAACAUUAGGUAGUGGUUCAUCAAAAGAGAAGGCUGUUGUUGUGUGUAAUGUUGGUGAUAAGAAACCAAUAUACUUAUGCUCACUACUGCCAAGAAAAAUGGAGACUUGCUCGCUGAAUAUUGAGUUUGAGGAAUAUGAUGAGGUAACAUUCUCAGUGGAAGGUCCUCACAGCAUUCAUCUGUCUGGGUUCUUUUACGGAGAAAAGCCAGAUUCUGAUGGAGAUGACUACGAAUCUGAUUCUGAUGAGGUAGGUAUCUUAGAGGAAGAGCUUGACUCUGGAGAUGAUAGUGACUUUGCCUUUGAUGAUGAAGGUGAUGAAGAUGACCUCACUGAUAACGAAAUGGAUAUGUUUGAUCCCUCGACUGUACCUAACAGUGGAGUGAGAAUUGAGGAGAUUGUUGAUGAUGAGACACCUGCCAACAAGAAUGCCGUUCCUGAACAAUCAAAGAAGAAGAAUAAACGAACCUCUAAUAAUGAUGAUAGUUCUCAGAAACAAAUUGUUCCAAAAAGUUCUAGUAGUGUUCCAGUAUUGGAGAGUGAAGAUGAGGAUGGCUUUCCAAUAUCUUCUUCUGCUAAGGACAAAGCUAGUGUUCCAAAUGACAAACAAAAUUCAGAAGUAUCAACUGGCAAGGGUGAAAAUGGGCAAGCCAAGAGGAAAAAAGGGAUGAAUGAUUCUGAACAUACAGCAAAACGAAAGAGAGAGGACUCUGUUAUGGGUGAUGAUCUGGCGAGCCAGCCAGCAAAUGUAGAAGCUUCAACACCAGAAGUGGAUGUCAAGAAAGCAAAGAAGAAGAAGAACAAGAAAGUAAAAGAUGUGCAGAAAGGUGGUAACGAUAGCAACAAUGUAGUUCAGAAUGAGGAAGAAACGAAUCAGGAACAAAAGACUCCAAAGGUUGCAUCUGAGGUAAAUACCGACUCCAAGAAUAAGAAUGCAAAGAAGGACAAGAAGAGCAAACAGCAGGAGAAUACACCUGGUGAAGCCAAACCAUCUCAAGUUAGAACCUUUCCUAAUGGAUUGGUAAUCGAAGAGAUUCAAAUGGGUAAACCAGCUGGAAAACGAGCCGAUCCUGGGAAGAAGGUUAGCGUGCGUUACAUUGGCAAGCUGAAGAAGAAUGAGAAAAUAUUUGACUCUAAUAUUGGGAAGGCACCGUUCAAGUUUCGCCUAGGUGUCGGGCAAGUGAUUGCAGGAUGGGAUGUCGGUGUUAAAGGCAUGCGUGUUGGGGAUAAAAGAAGACUGACAAUCCCUCCGGCCAUGGGGUAUGGUGCUAAAGGUGCUGGUUCGCAAAUACCGCCAAACUCAUGGCUGGUUUUCGAUGUUGAACUGAUAGAUGUGAAUUAGUUGCAGAAAGGAGUUGUGGGAGUAUGCCCAAAAAUUUUGUCCAUCCAUGUCAAUGACAUGGUUGAAGAGAAAUCUUGAGAUGAUGAGAUUUUGUUUUGGUUAUAGCGUGUAUUAAUUACACAUUUCCUUUUUGCAAUUUUGGUUUGGAGGAAGUGAAGGAGCAGGUGUGGUGCCAGUUUAAAACCCAUUUCGUGUUGUUUUCGUUUGUAAUUGCAUUAUGUCAUGUUUUUCUUGUCUUCAUUUUGUACUCUUGGAAACUAGUUAUUGGUUGUGGGUCUGGUGUAGGUUCU